Gallus gallus (chicken) is the source of this 907-nucleotide messenger RNA. RefSeq names its product platelet glycoprotein VI-like (gene CHIR2A2). The transcript is spliced from 4 exons. The record is from RefSeq and is a predicted model, not a curated record. NCBI's taxonomy places the organism in Eukaryota, Metazoa, Chordata, Aves, Galliformes, Phasianidae. Bases 1 to 690 code for a protein of 229 amino acids.
AUGGGGACAGAGGGAGGGGAUGUCCUAGUGCCCCGACCCUCCCUGUCACUGCACCCCAGCCAGGGGGUGUCCCUGGGGGACAAUGUCACCCUGCGCUGCCACCUGCCCCGGCUGGCUGCCUGGGUCUGGCUGUACCAGGAAGGACGUUGGUCAUGCGUCAAGUACAGUGACAAGAAGCAGGACACGACAGAGUUCUCCUUCCUUAGCGCAAGUCAGGAUCAAGCAGAUCGCAGUUUGCUCCCACCUCAUAUCUCACUUCACCCCGAGGAACGUGUGGGGACAGGGACCAAUGUCACCAUCCGCUGCUGGAACAAGGACUAUGGGGCCGCCUUCCUCCUGCACAAGGAUGGACGCUCAGCUCCUAUCCAGCGCCUGGUCCCACAUGAUGUUGCAACAGUCUCCUUCACCCUCUUUGGGGUGACCCCAGCUGACAGUGGCACCUACAGGUGCUCCUAUCGCCCCAAGAACUACCCCUUUCUGUCCUCACCCCUUGGGGACAGCGUGACACUGGAGGUGACACCCACACCUGCACCCCCAGGUGCUGAGUUGGUGUCCCGUGGGAACCUGGUGGUGGCAGUGGUGAGGGGCUGUGCUGCUGUCCUCAUCUUUGCCCUCGGCAUCUUCUUUGUCAUCGAUGCCCGCAGCCUCUGGAUACGGAGAGAUGAGAGUCUGGGUGGGGAAGGGAUUUAAUGGCUUGGAUCUCCUGUACAUCCCCUACACAUCUCCCCAGUCUUUCUCUUCCUCUCCUUCCAUUCUUCUGUAGAAUCCACCAGGUGUACCAUUGGAUCCACUAUACAUUGCCUAUCGAUUCCCUCAGAUGUUCCCUGCCCCCAUCCCAUCUCCUAUAAAUCCAUCAUGUAUCCCCUGCCUCCCCUUCCAGGCCCUAUAAAUUAUCUAGUCCCUGUCA